Messenger RNA from Spirodela intermedia, 1608 nucleotides. The record is from the annotation of a GenBank genome assembly. Lineage: Eukaryota; Viridiplantae; Streptophyta; Magnoliopsida; Alismatales; Araceae.
AUGGUGACAGGCGUCUCCCCCGAGGGAGGUAAGGGAAAGACAUUGUCGGCGAGAAGGGGAGGACGCAGAAUUCCGGCUGUUUCCCUAUUCCUUGUUUGGCCCGCUCACCUUUCCCAGGAAUAUGCUACUCGGGAUCUCGCAAGCGCUUCUCCCCAUAUUUAACUUAUUACGUUAAGUACUCGACUUUUUUAAGUAUUAUAUUAAUAUAUUCGACUAAAUAUCCUUAAAAGGAAACACAAUAAAAACAAAUUAUUCGAUCCCGUCGAAAUCAUUAUCUUUUAAUAAUCUAAUAACUAAAUUUUAAAGCACACCAAAUCUAUAAAUUAGCUCCAAACCCACAAAAUUUGACUUGGGCACUCACAUGCAUCCACAAAUAUAUUAAAUGAUUUAUUGAGGUGUUACGAUACUUGAAUCUAAUUGACCUUGAUUAGAAUCUAAGGUUAAUAUUUGACACACAGAAAAAACCCUAAAAAGCAAGUUUUGAUAUCAACCUAUUGAAACAUUCAAUAAUGUCUCAAAUAUAUCCUAAAAACUCAAUUAGCUUUUGGAUGCACAUAUUGUGUAUAUCCGUAAGUAUAAAUUUCUUAUUGAUUUGGUGAUCAUAUAACUCUCACUUAGUAUGUAGUGUUUGUUGGUCUCAACAUGAGCUAGAUAUAAUUCUAAGAGAGGGGAUGAAAUUGCUCUUUAAUGCCCACUUUUAUGUGUUUUAAAGUUGUUCUUAGUUUUGUAUUAAGUGGGUCAAUGUAGAUUGAGUAGGGUCAACAAAUAUUGGUUUAUAGUAAAUAGAAACCAAUGAUUAGUCAAUAUUGAGUUAUAUAAUUGAGUCAACAUACUAAAUGGAAAAAAUAAAAUAAACACAAAUUUAUACUAGUUUGACCUUCCCUAGGUUACAUCCACUUACCAAUGGUUUCUACCAUUGAUUUGCACUAUUCUUAUAUUGCAUGGUGUCUUAGUAUCUAGCAUGGGAAUCAACACACUUGCUAUUGUUGGACUUGAAUUAAAAGAUCUUCAAAGUGAUUUAAUGAUCUUGGAUCUAAAUGCUAUAUCUUGUAAAAUUUAAUUCACUAUAUAAGUUAUUAUAGAUUAGAAGCUUUUAGUCACUUAAUUUAGAAUCAUUAACUGAAUUCUGCACAUCACAUUAGUUCAAAUGUUGAUUCUAACAUCUAAUUAUUAUUAUUUUUCCAAUCAUGGACAUAUUGUACUAAUAAUUGGAGUAACUUUUUGAAUUUAAUUAUAAUACUCAACUAGAAUUUUUAAUAGGUAAAUAUUGUAAUUUAAGUAACAUGAUUUUGAUUAGUCUACUUAAUUAUUUUGCAAGCCAUUGGUUGUGUUAGUGUUGACUAGGCCAACACUUGGUCAUGUUCCUCUCAAUUCAUCAAAAUCCUGAUUUCAUCAUCAGAAACUCCUCAAGGAUAUGUUCCAUACAUUUUUUAACAAUAAAAAAUAAAGUCUAUUACAACUUGACAUUGAUGGGAACUCAUGAAACGAUUCAUGAAUUCAUAGAAAAUAACUAAGGAUUCAAUCUUCUAAUUGUUUCACUUAAAAUCCUAGAAAAUUGUUAAAUUCUCCUAUCAUGAUCAUCUCAAAUUCUUUUUUCAUGAUCUCUAA